This is a messenger RNA of Mya arenaria, 11792 nucleotides long. RefSeq names its product dentin sialophosphoprotein-like. The transcript has 9 exons. NCBI's taxonomy places the organism in Eukaryota, Metazoa, Mollusca, Bivalvia, Myida, Myidae. The record is from RefSeq and is a predicted model, not a curated record. Bases 135 to 3272 code for a protein of 1045 amino acids.
AAACAAGUUAAAUUUAACUUCCGGGUAAUUUUGGCUAUCGAGGAUUUGUAAUUUAUUUAAGAACACGCGUUCAGUAACCUACAUGUUCACUACGAGACGAUAUUUUAUUAUGAUGAUCAGGGUACACUGAUAGGAUGCUGGCGGGUUUUGAGACGCCCCUCUCUGUGGCAGUGGCCUCGGUUGUGGUGGUUGUGGUGCUGGUCGUGAUACUGGCUCAGUGUGUCUGUGGGAAAAAAAAAGAAGUUUCAAUCCCAAAUGAGACUGCAGCUAGCCCAAACCCUGAGCAGGAUGUUACACUGGCCAGUCCAGACCAAGUCAAGGCGACCCUGAACGGACAGACGGCAGUUGGGCUGGACCCGGAAAUGGGAAUUACGCCUCUAUCUUCCUCUGUUGGCUCCCAGAACGGCAAUGUGCACAGUCGCGGAAACUCUCUUGACCUGACGAAGGUAGACAGACGUAGUGGGGCCAGUACCGGGUCCUCUCCUAGACCAGCCACAAGUAGAGAACUCCCUGAUAUUCCCAUGUCCAACGGUCACAAGUCCCUAACCCAGCCUGCUGAGAGGCACAUACAACAGGCUGACAGGGGACAUCACUCACACCUACCAGACAUACCUCCUUCAGGGAAAUCUUCUACAUCUACACUGGAGAGUUUUCCAAGGCCUGGAACUCACUCCCAUACCCAGUUACCAGAAAUUCCUGCAAAUGGUUCAUCAAACAAGUCUCCUGACAUGUCUAGUUUACGGACUUCACCUAGAAACCCGAGAGCUAUUCUUUCUGUUGACAGUGUUGUUCCCAUAAGGCAGAAACAAUUGAAAGAAAAUGAGAAGUCUGGGGGUAAUGAUGACUAUGAUCAUUUAGAGGAAUCAGGGAAGAAAAAAGUCCGACCAAGGUCAGAUUAUGACCAUGUAGUGCUAGAAAAUGGCAAAGAACAUAUCAAGCAUGCAAAGGGUAAAUUUAAUGAGAAUGAUUAUGCUGAAGUUAAAGCAGAUGACUAUGAAACAGUGCCGAGCAAAGUGUCAGUGAUAUCAAUAUCAAUACAUUCUACCUCACAGGAUAAAAGUCCAAAAAAAUCUCAACCAAAUUCAUCAUCCCAUUCACCCGCUCAGAAAACAGAUAGCUACGAUGAUCCAUAUAACAAAAUCAAAGAAACAGAUCCACCGUACAACAAAAUCAAAGACAAUGGCACUGGUUCAGCUGCAAAAGGGGAUGAUCCCCCAUAUAACAAAAUCAAAGAUUAUCCUUACAAUAAAAUUAAAGUCUCACUAGGAGAUGAUCCGUACAAUACUGUCAAAGAGGAAGAUGAUCUUGAUCCAUACAAUGAUAUCUUGGAUGAAACUGGUAACCCAAGGUCAGCAGGACGGCAGAAAAAAUCUCAGAAUAAUAGUUUUAAAGGAGCAGUCUUUGAUCCAUACAAUACUGUUACAAUUGAUGAAGAGAGAAAUGUUUCCAAUCAGACUGAUCCAUAUGCAAGAGUUGGGGACACUGAGAUAGACGAUCCAUACAACAAAGUGUUGGAUGAUGGCGUAGGCGCUGCUGAGGGUGAAGUUUGUCCUGAAUAUGGUGAAGAUGACUACGCAACUGUGAAUAAACUAGAAGAAGUGGAAUAUGCAAAGGUUAACAAACCAACUGCGCAGGGAAGAAAUACAGACCCUGCAAAACCAGGUCCCAUUGGUGCCACUGCAAGCUCACAAGUUUCAAAUCCUGUACCACCAAAGUUACCUCCUUUUACUGCUAGAGAAGAUUUACCGAGUAAUCAGUACUCUACUGUUAAGAAAGUCAGAAAUAUUAGCACCAUAUCGGUAGGCUCAGGAGCUGGCAGUUCAAAUACUGGUAGAAACUCUGGUGCGGCAACCUCUGGAACUGAUAGUGCAAGGAAUGCGAAUUUAGGUCAAGGUCAUGGUAAUGUUGUUCAAGGACAUAUAGUUACAACUCAAGGGGCUUCACCUUCUGGGCAAAAUCCUGUUUCUAGAGGGCGUGAACAUGAUUUUGGCAUUCAAAAUCAAACAUCACACCCUGUUAGCCUUAUAAGUUCAGCCCAAGGUCUAAGUUCAAGAACAAGUGAAGGUCAAGGCCAGACCUCCAGGGACCAAAAUAAUGAGCCUGCAGUACCUCCUGAGCCCCCAAGGGACUAUGAUGACAGUGAGAAUGGAGAUGGGUCAUUGGAAAUUGACCAUUACAACACCUUGGCUCUCACUAGACAGGGAUCUACUUCAGACAGUGGAAGUCAGAUUAGUCAGAAGAAAGAGCCACCAUACAACAAGCUGAGUGUACGCGAGUCGCUGGCCAGUAUGAAUGAGAGGGCUGCCAGGAACACGUACGAGUAUGUCUCCGAGGUUGACAACCUGUAUGCCACUGUUGAUGGAAGUUCAGGAGAUGGGGUUGUGAAGCCCAAGCCAGGAACCAGUAGCCAGGGGCCUCAGACAGGGGAACAUUACUCUGAGAUUGAUGCCCCCGCUCCGCCUUCGCUUGACAGCUUGCACGAAACGGCAAAACAUGAACAUCGCAGAAAAACCGAUUACUACAACCUGGACAAAAACUCACCAAACAAAGGUCAAGGUCCUACCCCUGGUCAAGGUCAAGGUCAUACACGGACUCCAUCCAGUGAUAUGACUACUUCAGUGGAGAGUAGGGUCAUGAGCUCUAGUUUUGAAGGUCAUUCCAUGAACUCUUCAUUUGAAGGUCGGGUUCCUAUAGCAACCCAAGAAAGUGAUGACCUAGAUUUUGACCCGAACUACCAGUCUGUUAGUGAUGAUAAGAUAUCAGAUGUGGCCUCGGAAUUUGAUCCAAAUUAUGAAACAGUCGAGGAGGCAAGAUCAAGGGUAAAGUAUGAAGAGAUCAAUGGCGCAAGGCCAAAGAAGCCUAGCAGACCACACAUUUAUGAAGUACCAGAUGACAAAAGAAAGUAUGAAGUAGUUAAUGAAAGAGAAACGGUAACAAAAGAUGGUAAAACUCGAGCUCAUGUUUACGAAGAAGUUCGAGAACCGAGUGAAGCGGGAAGACUUAAACACAAAGUGCUGAGUCAGCACACUUAUGAGGAAGUCCCGGAAGUGCCAGAGGUCAAAGCUCAAGGUCAUUCGGGCAAGAAAAGGGCGGGUAAAGGGGCUGAAGUUCAAAGUUUGGUAGAAGGACAAAAGAAAAAGAAAGGUCAUGAACGGAGUGGUUCAGGAGACUUGUUUUCAUUUGCAAAACGAAAAUCUGGUGAUAACGAUAAUAAACAGAAAGACAAAGAGAGUAAGAAAAAGUUGGAUGGGAAAGAUGGCCAUAAGAAGUAGUUUAAUGGAAGGGAAUGUUGAAAAAAUUAUUUUAUUGGAAGUAUUUUUAUAUCCUCGGCUAAAAAAUCUUGCAACAUUGCAUUUAAAUAUCCAUAUUUCAUUAGUAACAUGCGCAAUAAUGGGAAUAUGUAAACUCUGACCUUCUCUAAUUUGUAUACACAAUACUUUUAAUUCAUCAUUUUAAGAUCAAAAACAUAUUUAAUAUGGGUAGGAGUUUCGUGUUUAAGGUCACAAUUAUUUUUUCGCCAUAUAAAAAUAGCAAAGCCGAAUUUGAUAGAUUUAACUGAUUUUGUUGUGAGGUUAUAUAGAAAUUUUAUUUUAUUUGACAUAUGUUUGAUCAUGUUAAUAUCGAACCUUACCACUAGAUAAAAUUUUAACACUUGGUUAAAAGACAAAUAAAAUGCAUUUUUUUUACAUGGUUAUUAACCAAUUGACAGAGUUUGUUUUACAAUGGCCUUGAAUAUGUGUAAUUUUUUUUUAAAAACCCUUAUAUUUUGUGGUUCAAUGUACAAAUUCUAACUAAUACUGGCGGACGUUGACGUCAUUCAUUGACAGCAAGAAUGCACUGCUGGGUUUAAAAAGAAAUGUGGGUAAUCUCAUCCUGGCUCUUGUAAUAGUUCCAGCUAGGUUAAAAUAGCACCCUGCUGCCUUUUUAAAAAAGUACACAGAGUCAAUUUUCAGAAAUAAAAUUUAUAAAUAUACACAGUUUUGACACUUAAGUAAAGAUAGCAGCUUAGGUAUUCAUAAUAAACUAUAAGUAUUGAAAAAUGAACAUUGGCCCUUGCAAGUGCCCCAUUAAGGCUCAUUAUACGCACAUGAAAACUGCCCCUUCUCACCUGGCACCCAACCUUUUCAAAUCCUGGCUGUAGAUCUUAGACUGAUUCUAUGUAUUCUGUCUUAAUCCUAAACUGCUUAAUAAGGUUCACUUAUUUAUAUUCUCGAAUUCCUGUUACCAAUUCUUCAAUACAUUUUCUUGUACAUAAUUGUCUUCAGGACAUUUCAUUAAAGAUACUCACUCAUAUUUUUGUAAAAUGUAGCAAAUCAUACGGAGUGUUCAAAAUAAGAUACAAAAAACUGGAACCCUUCAGCAUAUGUUGAUUUUUGAUCAAAUAUCUUCUUUGAACAAAUUUCAUAAGCGUUAAUAAUCACUUGAUGUUAUCAAUGUAUUGUUAAGAGGUAAAAACACAAUCACAAUUGUUUAAGUCCAGGUGGUGUUGUGGUUUUAGGCAUGGGUUUUCUCAUUAUUUCUUGUUUUUAUGCCCCCACAAAGUGGCGGCAUAUAGGGUUGCCCUUGUCCGUACGUACGUACGUACGUACGUACGUACGUCCCGAAGAUUGUUUCCGAUCUAAUUCUUGAAAACCGUUUGUCCAAUCCUCACCAAACUUUAAACACAUGUUUGUGACCAUAAUAUCUUGAUCAAGUUCGAUAGUCAUGGAAAUCGCUUUAGUCAUUUAGGAGUUACGGCCCUUUUUUGCCAAAAAUUCCCGAAGAUUGUUUCCGAUCUAAUUCUUGAAAACCGUUUGUCCAAUCCUCACCAAACUUUAAACACAUGUUUGUGACCAUAAUAUCUUGAUCAAGUUCGAUAGUCAUGGAAAUCGCUUUAGUCAUUUAGGAGUUACGGCCCUUUUUUGCCAAAAAUACUUCAAAAAUAUAUGUUUCCAAUCUAAUUCUUGAAAAGUAUGUGUCCAAUCCUCACCAAACUUUACAUACAUGAUUGUGACCAUAAUAUCUUGAUCAAGUUCGAUAGCCAUGGAAAUCGCUUUUGUCAUUUAGGAGUUACGGCCCUUUAUUUGCAAAAAAAGACUUGAAAAAUAUGUCCCGAAGAUUGUUUCCGAUCUAAUUCUUGAAAACUGUUUGUCCAAUCCUCACCAAACUUUUAACACAUGUUUGUGACCAUAAUAUCUUGAUCAAGUUCGAUAGCCAUGGAAAUCGCUUUAAUCAUUUAGGAGUUAGGGCCCUCAGAUUAUCCUGAAUAAUCAUUAUGGCUUAUUUUCUGUGACAAAAAAUCGAAGUGGGGGCAUCCGUGUCCUAUGGACACAUUUCUAGUUACCUCUGGGUUUGCACUCCACUAAAUCCAAAGUCCUUUUUUUAUACGUAUCUGUAUUUUUUUCUGCAAUUUCGAUAUCAUAGAGUAAUAUAAAGAUAAAAUAAAUGUUUUCAGAUGCAUUACCGGGAAAACUAAGCCUUGGUAAAAAGCAUGAACAGGUACAUUUAAGAUAUUUUUAGCUUCCCUGUUUUGGAUUGAUUUCAAUGCUGUGCAAUAAAAGUCAGCAGCCAUUUGUAUAAAAUGGUUAUUCUUUUGGUUUGGUAUAUAUAAGUUUUUUGAUUGGUCAAUAUUUAUCCAAAAGUUGCCGUUAACCAAUCAAAUACAUGAAAUUGAAAAUGGCAGACCAAUCUUAGAACAUGAGCACAACUUAAUAACUAUAAAAGUUUCUAUUCACUUACUGAGUUAGAAAAUUUUAAUAAGUUGUACAUUCUAUCUUUAGGCUUGUUUUUCAUUGAAUUAUUUUGUGGGUAAAUAAAACUUAUUUGAUAAAUAUAAUAUUGACAAAUUACUUGACAUUUCAGCUAACUUUGACCAAUCCAAACAUUUAACUAGUUUUAAACAAUUGAAAUGCAAUGUCAUUUUCUAAACUCAGUUAGUUUUAAUUUAGGACACUUUUAGCCCUCUUCUUUCACAUUUGCUAGUAUAAAUGGUUACAUUAAUAUCAUAGUAGAAUGUCAAUAUCAUGCGUGUGGAAAUCCAUUCUGCUAAUAUUAUAAUGAAUUUAUAAAGUUGAUAAAGUUGGUUCCAUUUCAAGCUGUUUUGUAGAAGGACUAAAUAUUUGUGUGCAAAAUUAAAUAAUAGUUUGAUAAUCAAAUAAUGCACCAGUCAGUUUUAGCCACCGCCCCCAUUGGUCCAGCCAAUCCCAUAGCAUAUGGCCAUAGUUACAAUUGACUGGUGCGCAAGAAAAAUGCAGCAUAGCGAAACGACCAAUAAUCAUGUUUACCAUAAUAUAUAGAAAGUAAAAGAAAGACAACUCAAUUUGGGGGUGGCUGUAGUUACAAUUGACUGGUGCAUAAGAAAAAUGCAGCAUAGCGAAACAACCAAUAAUCAUUUUAUCAUGUUUGCUUAUAUGUAGUAAGUGAAAGAAAGGCAACUCAAAUUGUUAAUGUCUUUUUACUAUGUUCAAAUAGCCCUUGUUGUCUUUUAAUAGACAUCUUGUAUGAUUACAUUCCAAAACACCAAGAGUACAUUUUAAAGGUUGUAUUGUAAAAUAAUCAAUAUAUAAAUUUGUAACAUUUGAAGAUAUAUCCAAUAGACAAAUAUGUGAAUGGUGGAUGCCUGGUGUUACCUGUUUAUUGUUUUGGUAUCGAAUAUAUAGGAAUAUUGUAUCCUGUGCCCCAUUUAUCCCAUAUAUAGGUUCACCUACUAACCCUGUAAUGUAUAUAUAUAUAUAUAUAUAUAUAUCAUGUCCACCUGUUUCCAUUUAUGAAUUUAUGUGCAAUGUUUUGUUUCUUCAUCGGGAAGAUAGACACCAUUUUGGUACGAUAUCAAGAUCAGUAACCCAAAAUGUAAAAAAUAUGGGGUCACAGUCAGGUGUAACCAGUCCUUGACCGAUGGCAUUGUGUCAUUCAGGUUGGUGGUGUGAUAUACAAUGAUAUCGUAGUGUUUUUGUUUUUAUUUAUUAUUGUCUUUAAAGUGUUGUGCAAUGUGGAUCUGAUCUUAUUUAAAAACAGCUGUACUUAUAUCAUGUGAGUCGUAUUUAUGCCUUCUACGUAACAUUUAUCUAUAUGUACCGUACAUUAUUCGUACCAAUAUUUUGUAAGCCAUAUUAUUGAAUGUACCUUUGAAUGUAUGUCAUUAUGUUCGUUUGAUAAUAAUUUUGCUGUUAUUUUCAGCUUUGAACUGAUAUAAUUAUUUUUAGUUUAUAUUCUGUAUGAUUAUUUUCUUCAUUUAAAGCUGCACUCUCACAGAUUUACUGUUUUUACAACUUUUUUAUUUUUUGUUUAGGAAUGAGCAAAUUUGUAUGUAAAUAUCUGAAAUAUCUGCUAACCAGUGAUAAAAGACUGCUGACAAAAGAUCAGAUCGCAGAUUUUCAUUUAACAUCCAUUCAAAAAUUAAUGUUUUAUGGCUUAAAAUAUUACGAAUGGUUUAAGAAAAAAGCUGAAAUAUUUUUUGUGAGCAAUCAUAUGUAUCAAUGGUUCGGAGAUAUUUAUGCAAAAAUUGGCUCAUUUUACAACGUUCAAUCUGUGAGAGUGCAGCUUUAAAGGGUUACAUACAUGUACAUUAUUUAGUUUUUGUUAAGGAUAUUUGAUUAGAGAUUGAAUGUUUUAGUUUAUGGUUCAUCUGUGUAUGAAAAAAAUAUGAUUCAGACUUUACUAUUAUCCGCAUACUGACCAUAUGUUUUUCUUCACAACUGAACCAAAAAGUUCAUUCUUUGAAUGAAAAGAAAUAUUCUAAAAUAUUCAAAAUUUAUUUAUAUUCACACUCAUUAUUUGCAAGUUUCUUUCGGAUAAUCUUACUACAAUGCAGAAAAAAUAAGUUGCCAUGCUAAUUGUAUGAAGUAUAAUAUUAUAUUUGACUUUAGAAUGGUGGCAUUGCCAAUGAAGUUUAUUGCAGGUGUUUAUAAAUAUAUGUUGUUAUCCAGGUGCUUUGCAAAGCUUGCUUAUGACUAUAAUUUCCCCAUUGAUAGUUAAGUCAUUUAGUGUGUCAUUUGAAGGUUAACUUCAACCAUUCAUUUUGCAAAAAAGUUAGUUAAAUAUUUACUAGUGUACAACUGCUGCUGAUUGAUUAGAAGUACAGUAUAAGGUAGGAUUUAGAAGUUGAAGCCCGAAGAGACUUGAAGCAUCAAACAAUCAGAUAUGUGAGUGUGUUUUUUUCCAACCAUAUUUGGAAUGGUGGUGUUCGGGCCUUUUUACUUGAAAAAAAAAAUCGUCUUUUGACCAAAAUUGCAAACUCAAGAAUGUUUGCCUAGAAAUAAAUGUCAUGAAGUUGUUUCUAUAAGAAUACAACAACUCUUCCAUACACAAAUGAUUUGAGGUCUGAUUGUUUUAUAAAAAAAUCAAGAAAAAAAAAAAUUAAUAUAUUUGGGGGAAAAAGAAUGUUUUAGCACAAGGUAUGGGGCCAAAAUUCAGCCUAAGAUUGGUGAUGAUAUAUCUAUAUAUGGGUCAUAGCUUGGCCGACCACAAUCUACAUAGCCCAGAGCUCUUAUCCCCCUUAAUGCACUAAAUUAUUUCGCUAGUUUAUGUGAAAAAACCUUUUACCUUAGUGGCUGAUAUUACCCAAGUGAAUGUGUACAUAUUACUAGCUAUACAUUUUAGAGAAGGUCUUUAAAUAUUAUUGUGCAAAAGUAGUGCAUUUAUGAAGCCAGACAUUACCAUCACCUUCUGUAUUUUUAUGUCAUGGAACCAUCAGGCAUUUUAACCCCACAUCUGUAUUCAGUAUUCAGCAUCCAUAAACAUUCCACAAUCAGCACUGUUACCUUCAUUAUGCAGUGAAUUAUGUACCUUAGCUUACAAAUGUAUUAUCAAUAGCUGUAUUUUUUGUUGUCCAGCAUAUUUAUUUAUCCAGAUCUUUGAAUGUCAUAUUGCAUGUUUGCAUUUUGUACAGUGACUGCAAUGUUUGCACUUGUUUGAUCAAAUGUUUGAUCAAACUGUCAAAACAGUGUUCUUUUUUAAUUAUUUUUACAAGAUGUUUUAGAUGCAGCUAAAACCAAUUGUUUUUAUACAGUCAAAACUCCUUGGCACAAUAUCCCAGAGACCGGCUCAAAAUACUUUGAAUUUCGACUCUGACAAAGGGGAAAACAAAAUCGUCUUUACAUCCAUUUUAAGCCAACAAAGAAAUCGAGCCAAGUGAUAUCGAGCCAAUGUGUCUAGACUGUAUGUGAAUUUGAUCUAUUAUUUUACAUGAAAGAACUUGCAUUAUUGCCAAUAUUGUCCUGUAUUUCUUAUCUUCUUGACCUUAAAUUAUUACUAACAAACUUAAUCAUGACACCUCCACCUUUACCAAACUGUUUCAGCUACAUCCUCUGAGUUUUGGUCUUUUUGACAUUUUGACAUAAAAUAAAGAAUAGUAUUUGACAACCAUUAGAUAUGCAGAUGAAAGACCUAUAUAUAUAUAUAUCAGGGCUCGACAUUAACCACUGCCCGAUUGCCCGGGGCAAGUAAUUUUUGCAGUCGGUCAGUAACUUUUGCUAUCAACCUGCCCGAUCGGGCAGUAAUAACUUUUAAUGGUUAAAGUAUUUUUCCUGUAAACAAGUCGAUUGCAUUAUCAAUUGAGUGUAAGUUUGUUUGUUUACGUUCGUUAAAAGUUGGUUUCCCAGCAAUCUGUAUAACAAAACAGCAUUACCUCGCUUUAUGACAUCAUUAGUCUUAUCCCCCUCUGGAGAGAAAUGAAUUGAUUGUCGGAAUUUCCCAUGAUUUUGCGUAUUGGCGGAAAAAGUGAUGUCAUUAGCUUCAUCCCCCUCUGGGGCGAUAUUGCCCAAAUACGAGGCAAAUAUAUUAAUGGGUAAAAGAUGAACAGGAUUUAAAAAAGAUGAAACACUCUUCUUUUGCCAAUUGUCAGUUCAAUUUAAAAAAGUUUAGUCCAGAUAAACAAUUGAAAUCUAUUUUUUUCAACUUUACACUUAAAAUUUAUUUAUAGAUAUUAAAACAAAAGUGAAAGUAGAAACAUUUUAUUCUCAAAAACUGGGACGAAUAUCUUACUCCCAGACGAAAAUUAAAUGCAGUGCAAGUCCUUUUUUCUUGCAAUAAUUAUCACAAAAAAGUAUUGAAAAUCAAUUUAAUAUGUUAAAGGACGAGUAUUGAUUCUGUACAUACCGGGUAUAUUAUUGAGAACUUGGAAACUAAAACUACUGUAUAAAUAUGAUGCUGAAAGUUGGGGCUGAUUGUUUUCUUUAUUUUUAUAAGACAGUAGAUGUUCAAAGUGGUCACCAGUAGACUAGAAUUUUGUGUUUACAAUGCCUGAAUUUUUUAUGCUUGACCCCUGUAUGAGUUGACUCACAAACAACCGCUGGUUAAAUGUGAAAAUAUUGUAGAAAAAAAUAUGUCUUAAGAAAUCGGGCAAGUAAUUAUUUUAUUCGGGCAAGUGAAAAUGGCUUGGUGGUUGCCUUCGGGCAACCAAGUAUAAAAAUAAGCGUCAAGCCCUGUAUAUAAAGUAAUUGAAAUUGAUUUUGACAUUUUAACAUAAAGAAAUAAAAAUAUAUGUUAAAAAAACGCCCCUGUAGUCUAAAAUAAUUGUGUCGCCCCAUUUUGGUGUAGGAGACAUGUUAAAGUUAUGCCUGUCUGUCACAAAGUUUGCCUCUGAGAAAUCUCCAAAACUGUUGGAGGGAUUUUAUUGAACUUUCUAGCAAUAAUAAGUACCAAGCCUAGUUGUGCAUGACUAACAGCACUUUGCUUGGAUAAUAUCGAUAGACAUAACUUAUGCGCCCUAGAAAACGGUCUUCAAGUCUAACCAAAUUUUAUUGAAGCAGUUUUGAAUGUUUUUUAUGGGACUGUCAGAUCAUUUCUUUUAUAAGACUACCUUUUACAACACUACUUUUGUUUUAAGUCUUAUCAUACAUAUUUUAAAGGAACUCACCAACACUCUUAGGGUCAGAUAUUAAAAAACAAAACGAAAACAGAACAUUUUAUGUAAACAAGUAGUUUUAACAAUGGUGUAAUGCUAAAACAUGUCCAAACAACAUAUCUUUUGUUUAUACUUAUAUGAGAGUUUUAUUUUUAUUUUUUGGGGGAAAAAUGUUUGUAACGCUGUUGACAAUGAAUUUAUGAUUAUUUUAUUAAUUUGGUCACUAACUGCUGGAUGCUCAUAUGAAAUAACCUAAUUUACCCAAAGAUUAAAAAUGAUAGUCACCAAGAGGCCUUUUAAACACUGCUUCAUUUGUUAGAACUACUCAUACUUAUUUUAAGGUGUGUUUUAUAUUUAUGUUUUUCAAACACUGCUUUCUGAACACUAUAAUUAUAAUUAUAUUCAUAGCACUUCUUUUAAAUCUUAACCUAUUUGCAUAAAAUAACUUGUUUCAUGUCAAGAAUUAUUUGUAACACUACAUAUUAUGUCAAAUUCGCAGAUCUACAGAAAUAUUUGAUUCAAAACACUACUUUCACUCUUGUGCACAGUGGUCAGAAAUUGGCUCAGGGAGAGCAAUAUUUGAUAAACGUAUAGAGAGCUGAUUUUUCUACAUUUGUUACCCAGUGCAUGGAUUUCUUUAGUAUAAAAUCCUAGGUUUUCAUUAGAAUCACAAGAUUGUUUCUUUCAAACAACUUCUUGUUUUAUUUUUACUUGUUACAUUACUCAAAAAGCUCAUGCAUGUCUUUACUUCCACAAAACCUCUUUCAACCACCUUUUCAGUUUUCUACAAACUUUCAUUUGAUCUAUUGGCUUUGAAUAUAUUUUACAGACCUUACUGUGAAUUGUAAUGCUGUAUAAAAUUAAUAUGAAUUAUUAUGUUCACUGUUUAAUAAUUUUAACCAUGUUUGUUAAAGUCUGCAUUGCUUGUUUAUGUAUACAAAACUAAAAUACAAUUAAAAUAAAAAAAAUA